This is a messenger RNA of Tetrahymena thermophila SB210, 5529 nucleotides long. RefSeq names its product REJ domain protein. NCBI's taxonomy places the organism in Eukaryota, Ciliophora, Oligohymenophorea, Hymenostomatida, Tetrahymenidae. The transcript has 6 exons. The record is from RefSeq and is a predicted model, not a curated record.
AUGUUAUCGUUUAGCACUGGUGUAAAAGCUUAAAUUUGCUAAAAUUUGCUUUAAUAGCUCCCUAUACCUAAAAACUAUUAAGGGUAUUAGUGUAUAUUAGAUUCACAAAACAAUAUCAUCGCAAAUUCUGUUAGUAGAAUAUAUAUUACUAAUUAAAAUUUCUAAUUUAUUGACUCACAGUUCGCUUAAGGCAACUGCGGCGAAUAAAUUUUGAUGAAUCCUAACCCUGAAUUAUAAUAUAACGACAUUUUAUUUGAUUUUAAUGGCAGUUCAGGAUAGAUAAUAGCUUAUGCUUAAAUAAGCUACGAUAGUAAUUUCAACUUAUAAAAUGGAAACUAUCCUCAACUUGUAGGUAUACUAGUUUAUCAUAGAAAUGGAGAUUCAUACUUAAAUAAAGAAGUUCCAAUUAGUUAAUAAAAUUCUUAAUAGAAAUGCCAGAGCAACUAUUAUAAACAAUCUUAAUAUUAACUAAUUUCUAUGUCACCUGAUACUUCAUACUUUACUUUUUAAACAUAUAUGCAUCCUGGAAAUAUUCCUAGUAUAAUAUCCAAUUUGUAAGUGAUGGUCUACUUCAAAUGCCCAAUAGGUUGUUCACAAUGUACUAAUACAGGAAUAUGUUCUGCUUGUGUAACAAACUAUACUAUAAAAAAUAAUUAUUGUUACAUUAAUUGUAACUCAAAUUAAUAUGCAGUAAUAAUUGAUCUUAAUUCUACCGAGUAAAAAUGUUAAUCAUGUGACCCAUCAUGUUUAACUUGCUUUGGUACCGCAGUUAGUUGUACUUCUUGUAUAAAUAAUUAUUUUCUUAAUAAUAGCUAGCAAUGCUAACAGUGUGACUAAUCUUGUUUGAAUUGUACUGGUGACUCAAAAAGUUGCACUGUAUGUGCUAACAGCUAUUAUCCACUUAUUACUGGAUAACAAAAGAGUUUCUACUAAUGCUUUUAGACAUGCCCUGAUAAUUAUUUUUUAAAUAAUAAUUAGUGCUAAUAGUGUGAUUAGUCUUGUUCAACAUGCACUGGAAAUUCAUAAAACUGCACUUUGUGCUCAAAUGGCUAUAAUCCUUUAUAUGCUUCACCUACAGAUUAAACCUUUAGAUGCUAUUAGAUAUGUCCAAAUGGUUAUAAUCUUAAAUAGAAUUAGUGUUAAACAUGCCUUUAGUUAAGUUCUUAGUUUUGUUAAAACUGUGCUACUACUUGCAGAUCUUGCUAAAAAGGUCAGACAAACAAUUGCCUGGAUUGUUAUUAGACGAUGAACCUAAACGGGAGUACUUGUGUAUGUAAAAAUAGCCAAGAUUAAAGAAAUAACUUUUACUAAUGCAGUUACAAUAAUUUUGCAGUCGUUUAAGCAACAUUCGAUGGUAGUUCUCCUACUUUGAUAUUCGAGUUUGGAUCGCCUCUAAUUCAAAUUAACAAUUUAUAAUGCAAUUAAGUAUUUGAUUCAACUACUUUAAACUUGCUAGGUUCAAAUUCAAUUUGCAAGAUUACCUCAACUUAAAUAAUAGUUACUCUUAGUAAUGAUGCUACAAUUAUGGUAAACUCAACAAUUAAUUUUAAUACUUAAGCUAAUGUUCUUCAAUUCUAAGGAUAUUAAAAUCCAAUUGAUACUAUUUAUUUAACAUAAGUGGUAUAGCAGCUAACAGCUACUCCUUCAGUUAAUGUUUAAUAUAAUAAAAUUGUUAAUUCAUGUGAUGAUAUUUUAUUUUAGGUUUAAAGUAUUUAAAAUGAUGCACAAAGAGGUUUCCUUUAGUUAUAGUGGAGUCUUACUCCAUCUUAGAGUUUUGAUGAUUUGACUCUGUAAGAUUUAAACUCGCUAAUAUAAACAGCUAAUAAUCAACAAAGUUAAAUAUUAUUGAUAAACAAGUAUAUAACACCUCCAGAUACUUCUGUUUCAAUAAAUUUAUAAUACACAUUGAAAGUUUAUUAGACUAACACAUUAGUAUUUACAACAUUUAACUAAAAAAGUAAAUAAGUGAUUAUUUAAAGUAUCUAAAAUAAAUACCCUCCUAUAUACAGAUAUAUGGACCUUCAACUUAUUUUUUCUUUUUUUGUGUAAAUAUGUGAUCAGUCAGGAGCUAGCAUUACUCAAGAGCCUUUGAAUAUCAAAAUUAUCUCUAAUAGUAUGCCUUUUCUUAACUAAACUUAAGAUAAAUUUAUAGGACAACAAAUAGAAGUAUAUGUUAAACCUUAUUCAAUUCCUUAAGGAACUAUAUUAGAUAUUUAAGUUUAAGCUUUACUAGAUAGCAAUGAAUCUAUUAGCUCAUCUUAAAAUGUUUCAAUAACUCCUCAAUUAUCCAAUUUGUUUAUUGCUAUUACUAGUGGUUUAGAUGGGUUAGUGAAUUAUAAAAGUCAAUAUGUUAUAACAGGAUUAGCCAUAGAUUAUGAAGUUUAAGAAGUCACAUCACCAUAGGGGAUAUAAUUAACUUGGUCUUGUUAAAAUUUAGGCUAAUCUAACGGAAGUGUAUAGUGUUAUGACUACUUAAAUUAAGUAUAUGUACCUCCAUAAAAUGUAUUAAAUGUUACUAUUGAAGGAGGAACAUUCAAUCCUUACCAAAGCUUGCAAUUUACUCUUACAGGUAAGAAAGAUACUAGAAUUUCUAAACAAACAGCUCUAUUAAUAUUUGCAGAGAUAGAUAUUCCUCCCUUAUAUAUUUAGUUUGAUGAUCCAACCUAACUUUAGUAAGUGAAUAUCAACGAUAACAUAUCUGCAACAUUAAUAUAUGGUUCAAAUGUAUCUUCAGAUAUUCUCACAUACGCAGGUGCUGUUUUAUAUAACAAUAACGUUGUAGGAAUUAUAAAGUUUGACUAUUAUAAAGUCAAAUUGAGAAUUUGGGAUUAUUUUUCAAACUUGAAUUAAAAUAAUCCUAUCAUCUAAAUUAGAUUUACUGUUUACAACCCUGCUAACAUAAUGCCUAGUUUAAGUGUUACCAAUUUCAACAUUAAUUUACCACCUUAAAAAUGUUCUCUUUCUGUAAGUCCUGUAAAUGGAAUAGCUCUUCAAACUAAAUUUACAAUUUUAUUCACUGGAUGCACUACAAGUAAUAACCCUCUCACCUACUAAUUUUUUUAUUACAACCAAAUCAGUGAUAAAGAAUCUGAGAUUUAAAAACCAUAAAAUAUUUUGAGAAGGCAAAUUUAAGAUUAAAGCAUAUCCCAUUAAAUAACAACUACACUUCCAUCAGGAAAUUUAUUAAUAAUUGGUUAGGCUAUGGAUUCAUAUUUAGCUGUUUUCAAUUCAACAAUAUAGCUAAAUGUUUUUCCUUAUUAACAAAAUGAAUAAUUAUUGUUGAACACUAUUGAUUAAUCUAUUAAAAAUAUAAUUACUUUACCAAUAAAAAAUAGCAUCCUUGAUUUAUGUGUUAUUGGAGAAGAAAUAUCGAAAAGUAGUAGUCUUUACUCACUCCCAUCUGUAAAUUUAAGAAAGAUGACAUUAAUAUCAUCUAUAUUUAGUUUGUCUAAUUAAUUACCAAGCUCAUCAUUUUUAUCAACAUUCGCUAGCAAAGUAAUAUCAUAGCUCUAAUCAACAUUAUUUUCAUCUGAUGAUUCAUAAAAUUCAAGUGUUUUAAGUCAAAUAAACUCAGUUUUAUCAAAUCAGUAAUAACUUAUUGCUAAUAGUACCAGCAACAAACUUUUGGCAAAUAAUGAUAUUGUUCUUCAAAAUAUAAUUGACUCUUAUAAAAUUUUGAAUGCAACAACAAAAAGUGUUGAUACAAUUAAUACUUCUUACAAUAUUUUACAAACUUAAAUGAAUUUAUCAGAUAAAAUUGGUAAUUUACUUAAUUCUAUAUCUCUUCCUAAUUCAGGAUAAUUUUAGCUUCAAGGUAAUCUAAUUUCUUUAAAUUGUGAGAAAAUUACUUCUAAAAAUCUUCAAAAAUACUUUUUUGAUGAUAGUUAAUCUUAGCAAAAUGAUUCAAGCAUUUAUAAUAUAGUAAUGACCAACUACUCUUAAAACCCUUUUGCAUAAACAUAUGGUUUUUAAAGCUAUGUGAAUUAGCUUAAAAAUAUCACACCUGAUAUUUAAAUUUCUAUGAAUCCAGUAAUAAAGCCUUUAAUUGAAAAUACCAGUAAUAAAACAAAUCUAAAUUAAAACAAAACAUUGCAACUUUCUUUUCCUAAUGUAAAACAAUCUAAGUAUAAUUUUAGUUGUAUACAAUAGCAAGAUGCUUAAUCUAGUUGGUCAUCAAAUAACUGCGAAAUUAUUAAUUCUAAACAGAUUGGAGGAUAUUAUUGCAUUUGCUAAGACUAAAAACCAACAACUAUUACUGAAGAUUUAUAAAGCGUUCUAAAUAAUAAAAAUAUACAAACAGCGUUUGGCUCUUAGGGUCUGUAUAAUAUAACUCACUUUACAGAUUUUUACGAAUACGUAAUCUUUUGGAUUUUAAGUUUAGUUACUUUAUUGCAAAUAGGACUGUGUUAUGUUGGUAAAAAAUUAGAUAAAAAGUAAUUUAAUAUCUAACGUGAAUCUUAAUAGUCAAAUAUUAUUUAUCCAUUACCCUAGUAGAUAAAAGAUAACUAAAAAUAAUAAUAAUAAUAAUCUAACUAAUAUUAAGAACAACAAUCUCCUUCAUUAUUUCCAUAGUCACCGGUAUUCUAAUCCAAAUCCCAAAAGGUAGAAUAGUUGAUUCAAUAAGAUUUAAUACUAGACAGCUAAAUUAGCUCUUAAUCAAAAGUACCAAGUUAAAUAGACAAAGAAACUAAUUAUAUAAUGAACUGGAAUAUUCCUUAAAAUUCGAAAAGUAUAUUUUUUUCAUCAAAGCAAGUAAACUAGUAAGUAGAAUUGAAUAAAUAAAACUCAGAAAUAACAAAUGAUUGUAAAAUUAAUCAAAAUAUAUUUGAGAACAACUUUAAUUAAAAGAUGGAGCAAAAUUAUUAGGAAAGUAAACUCGAAACUUAAAAUAAUAAUUAAAAUCAAGAAAAUAUUAGUUAAAAUAAAAAUGAAGACUAAAUUAUAAAAGAAGAAGAAGAUAAAGUUUUAAAAAAUAGAGAAAUGUUAUAAAAGUUACUUAAACUAUCUUUUGUUAAAAGAAUCUUAGUUUUUCAUAACUUCUUUAACAUUUUCUUCAUACACGAUGAAUAGCUCUCUAGGGCUUUAAGAUUUACCAUUUUUUAUUUGAGAGUAGUGCAUUCGCUAAGCAUAUCAACAAUAUUUGAUUAGUAAUAUGAUGAAGCAUAGAUGAUCAUAGUUUCGAUCAUAAAUACUUCAAUUAUAGUCAUUAGUGUGGCAUUAAUUUAAACUUUGUAUAAGCUAAGAAAAGUAGGAAGAAUAAUUUCAUCAUUUCUCAUGAUAUUUUUAAUUGCUCUUUACUAUUAUAUUUUAUUAGCAGUUAUUAGUGGUUAAUCUGAACAGAACUCAAACAAAAAAAUAUCUUCUUUCUUUAUCAUGUUUGGAUUUGAUUUGAUUUUUGUUUCUACUUUUAUUUCUUUGAUUAACGUGAUUGUAUUAACUUUAGUUGCUAAGUAAGUUUAAAACAAAUUAAUCUUGAAAAUGUUUAAUUUGUUAAAGAUUUAAGAUACAAUUUAGAGGUUAAUUAUAUGA